Myodes glareolus (Bank vole) is the source of this 1504-nucleotide messenger RNA. It is a transcript of the gene Gzmk, whose product is annotated as granzyme K. Gene Ontology annotation, molecular function: serine-type endopeptidase activity. Gene Ontology annotation, biological process: proteolysis. The record is from RefSeq and is a predicted model, not a curated record. Lineage: Eukaryota; Metazoa; Chordata; Mammalia; Rodentia; Cricetidae.
AGUAUCCGGUAUGUGACCUCAAGGGGAUCAUGAUCCACAGGUUGAGAACCACUGAUGUAGAGCAAGGACCAUCUUUAAACUGUCUAAAACACACCAGGGUUUUACCGGCCCGGGUGUAUUUUAUUCUUUCACCAUUUGUACCAAGAGCGCUCAUCCAGAAAUGAGUUCUUCAAGGCACACUGGCAGCGCAGACCUGAAACUCCCCAAACUGAUAGCUACUCUGAAAAACUUGGGUGUGAAAGCUCUAACCUCUGGAGCAUGUGAGGUGAGACGCUUACAAGAAAAAAGGAAAGUAAGAAAGAAAGAAAACCCAACCGUCUUCAGCAUCUUCUUCAUCAGUCGCAGAGCCAAGUGGUUCCUCCGUGCUCCUUAACGCUGAAGCAUCGUAAUUAUGAGGCUUUCUUCAUUUGCUCUGUUUGUCCUGACUGCUGGCGUUUAUCUGUGCUCAGAAUGUUUCCGCACUGAAAUUAUUGGAGGGAGAGAAGUACGGCCACAUUCCAGGCCGUUUAUGGCUUCCAUCCAGGACAGCGGCCGUCACAUCUGUGGAGGAGUCCUGAUUCACCCGCAGUGGGUGCUAACAGCGGCCCACUGCUACUCUUGGUUCCCUAGAAGUCGCUCUCCCACAGUGGUCUUAGGAGUGCAUUCUCUUUCAAAGAAUGAGCCCACGAAACAAACACUGGAGAUUAAAAAACUCAUCCCAUUCUCAAGAUCUCUGUCAGGUCUCACAUCACAUGACAUCAUGCUAAUAAAGCUUCGCACCGCUGCAGAACUCAACAAGCAUGUCCAACUGCUUCAACUGAGAUCCAAAAACUAUAUCAGAGAUGGAACCAAAUGCCAGGUUACUGGCUGGGGAGCCACCAACCCAGAUCUGUUAAAAAACUCCGAUACCCUGCAAGAAGUCACUGUUACUAUCAUAAGCAGAAAACGCUGCAACAGCCAAAGCUAUUACAACCGCAAACCUGUUAUAAGCAGGGACAUGAUAUGUGCAGGAGAUGCCAAAGGCCAAAAGGAUUCCUGCCAGGGAGAUUCAGGUGGCCCCUUGGUCUGCAAAGGUGUCUUCCAAGCCAUCGUCUCUGGGGGCUAUAAAUGUGGCGUCGCCAACAAACCUGGAAUCUAUACCCUAUUGACUAAGAAAUACCAGAGUUGGAUCAAAAGCCAGCUCGCCCCAUCCAGUGGGAACUGAGAUUGUAAGUGGUUUUUUAGAUCUGUCAGUCACUUGCUUCUUGUUGUGAAAUGUGCUUGCAGAUCAAUUUUAUCUGCAGAUGCAGCUGACUGUAGGAAGCCUGUGGUACAGCUGGGGCAUAUUUCUGUGUCUUAAGGACUCAUUUUGUUUACUGCUCUCUAGGCAGCAGUAAAUAAAUAAAUGCCUGAAUUUGAGAGAAAAUUAAAAACAAAAACAACAAACUCAUUUUGUUAAGGAACCAUACUCUUUUUAAUGGGUAUUAGUGAUUUAUUUCUACCACGUUGGUUUCAUUCUAAAUAAAAUGAAAAGUCUGUCUUUGUC